Molecule: messenger RNA, 1344 nt
Organism: Salarias fasciatus (jewelled blenny)
Lineage: Eukaryota; Metazoa; Chordata; Actinopteri; Blenniiformes; Blenniidae
Exons: 3
Coding region: 116-1057 (313 amino acids)
Molecular function (GO): serine hydrolase activity
Source: RefSeq, a predicted model, not a curated record
GAAGACUGCGGGUGUUUAAAGGGGCGGCGUGAGAAAGCGAGGGGGGUCUGCAGCGGCCGAUCCGAGCUUUUUCUCCCCCCGCACAUCACCGGGAAGCGAAGAGCGCGCGCUGACAAUGGGGAACCUCUCCAGAGGGAGUGAUGCAGCCACGUCUGAUCAAGCCUCCAGAGAGAAGUGUGUAACCAGAAGAAUCAGCAGCAGUGUCACUUAUUACUACAGUCCGCUCUCUGAGGCGGGAUGCCCUCCCAAACCUCCAGGGACUCUCUCCUCUUCCCUUUCACCCCCUGCUCCGCCUGUCGCCGACUCCAUGAGCCAAUCACAUUCUGCCUCCGCCUCACGCCCUCUCCUGGUUUUCUUCUCCUGGUUCGGUGCCACGCCCGGGCCGGUGGCCAAGUACAGGGACCUUUACCUGGACCGGGGCAUGGAUGUGCUCCUGGUACAGAGCAGCAUGAUGCACUUCCUGUGGCCCCGCUGGGGGCUCGACUACGGCCUGAAGGUGCUGAAUAUCCUGGAGGAGCCGCAGUUCUCUAAGAGGCCGGUGCUGGUCCACGCCUCCUCCCUCGGCGGCUACACUUUCACCCAGAUGCUGGCCCACGUCGCUCACGGAGAGGAGAAGCGCCGGGGCCUGGCCCGGCGGGUGAUGGGACACGUCUACGACAGCCUGGUGGUGGGCAGCCUGGAGUACAUGGCGAUAGGUCUUGGGAAGACUCUGCUGCCACGUUUCCAGGGCCUCAUCAAGCGCAUCGCCAUGCUGUACUUCUGGCUCUUCAAAGAACAGACGGCAGACUUCUACGAGAGAUCCGUCCGGGUUUUCCACUACAGCCCCAUCACCGCGCCGGCCCUCUUCUUCUACAGCGAGGACGACGCCCUGUGCCACACCGAAGUGAUCGAGAGCGUGAUGGACCUGUGGAGGAGGCGGGGCGUGGCCGUGCACAGCAGGAAGUGGAAGGAGUCCAUACACGCGGCUCACCUGCGAUGCCACCCGCAGGAUUACCUCUCCACGCUGCAGCACUUCUUGAACUCGCUGCCGCUUUCCUCACAGGAAGCAGAAAUCUGAACUUUUUACCCGACCAGAGCACUUUAGAAGCAUUUAAAAUGCAAUUUAAUUAAAAUAUUCCUCAAUUUGAUUUGAACAACUGACAUUCUUUGUUUUUAAACAUUCCUUGGUGGUUGAUUUCUCUGCUCGGAUUUAGACAAAAGUUUCAUUUUAAGUUUCCAAUAUUCAGUAAACUACGGUUGUUUUUAAGAAAUGUGAUGCACAAUCAGCAUGCUUCAAGUAUUGGUUAGUAAACUGUUGUAUCAAACAGAGAUAUGAAAAUGUUUUUGCACAAGGUGUAGAAUAAA